GAACCCAUAGCAUUGAGCCAUGGCGGUUAAAAGUGGUGUCAAACUGCAUUAAUUCUACAUCUAGAUGCAGCCAUAUUUUUAAGAUGCCCCACCAGUCAUGCCAGGAAGCUCCCCACAAAAAUUUAAAUUUCCUGUCAUCAUUAUUUUAACAAUUUCUACUUGUUUAAUGUGACGUUCAUCACAGAAUUUGAACCUGCUACUGUUAGGGAUUUUCUGUGAGUUAGGGAAAAUUGCCCAAAAAUAUAGCAAAGCAUCGAAAAUACAAAACAGGAUACUUGUAGUUGAGCAUUUAGCUUACAGCAAACAGAGUGAAUUGCCAUGUGGCUGUAAAGAAUUUAGGAAGAAGAGCUUAGGAAGAAAACAUGCAGAUUUCAAUCUUUAUAAAUACAAAAUGUUCAUUUACAAAAAUAACUACAUUUCUUAAUAGUAAAGAACUGGAUCCUAGCUACUCUAUAACUCAAUCUCUUCUAAGGUUCAAAAAAGAGGGAAAAGUCUUUCAUCACUACAUCUCUCCUGACACACAAGCAGAGAGAGAUCUCAAAAUACACAGCACACGCUAAGAUGUAAUAGUAGAAAAUCAAAGACAAAGUGCAUGCAGUUGUAAAGUAUCAAUUCUACAUAACCAGUCAGAAAGAGCAAAAACAGAAAAGAAUACCCUGUUUGCCCGAAAAUAAGACAUCCCCUGAAAAUAAGACCUAGCAGAUGUUUUGCUGAAUUGCUAAAUAUAAGGCCUCCCCCGAAAGUAAGACCUAGCAAAGAUUUUGUUUGGAAGCAUGUCCAACAAACAGAACACCAGACCAUGUAUGGUAUGUACAUUUAUGUAUAAAUGUACAUAGCAUAGAUUGUUGUACACGGAAAUAAUUGUAGUAACAAGAAAUUAUUGAUAGGAUUCACAGCUUGUCUGGUUAUAUUGGUUUGUGAUGACAACUAUUGUACAGUAUAUAAUAAUUGUUCAUUUUUUUUGUUUAACAAUACAUGUGAAUUCUUCUUCAUGGAAAAACAAGACAUCACCUAAAAUAAGACCUAGCACAUCUUUGGUAGCAAAAAUUAAUAUAAUACACUGUCUUAUUUUCGGGGAAACGGUACAUUCCAACUGUCAUUCAGGAAACGGUGAGGAAUUCCCUCAGCCUAUUCUAAAGCUACCUGUCUACUCCUCAUUAAGGACUGCAGACUUGGGCAGUGUGGGGUUGAACUCCAACAGCUACUGCAAUCCAUUUCUGCAAGGGAAGCAAUUGGAGUGGAAUGAAACAAUCCUGACUGCUGGAUCAAACUACAGUGGGCCCAUUGUCUCAAGAAGAUUUGCAUGAAUAAUAACCCAUGCAUGCAUCUGCAUAAAUAGUGGAAGAUCUUGAUAAGGGUCUACUCUCCAAGUUAUAUUAUCUUCGUUCCCUGUGACAUAUUCAACACUGAGGAGUACCUACAAGAUUCUCCCAUCUCAAGCACUCCUGAUUUAGUUGUUGCAUGCUAUUCUAGAAUCUAUCUACUGAGGGUAAAAUAAAACAUGUACAUAUAUAAUGUUAAAACAUAAACACAUUUCACAAGCUACACAAUCACUGUAAAGGACAAAGCAAUGCAAAUCGUUUUUAAAAGAGGACCAAACAUUGUUUUAAAAAGAGCCCUGUAACUCAUGAUCAUUGCCAAGCUGUCUACAGUGAUACCAUGAGUGAAGAGUUUAAUUCAUUCCACGACCAAGCUCUUAACUCAAAAUGCUCUUAUCGCAAAGUGAAUUUUCCCCAUUGAAUGCUAUUAAUCCAUUUCGUCCCCCCGAAAUCCCCCCCAAUUUUUGUUACAUGUUUUUAGAUAAGAAAAUGUAUAAAUAACAAAUAGUGUAUAAAUGCACAUUCACAUAAGACAAUAAAAAAGAAAGAUCAACUUUAAAAUGGUAGAAGCACAAAGCCGUGGCAAGGAAGCACAAAGUGAAGAGGCAGAAGCAUCAUUUUCUUCAUACUGUACUCAUUCCAGCCUCCCUCCCUCUCGUGCUCACUCUCCUCCACGCUCUUCAUGAAGCCAAACAUACCCAGAAUAAAAACCACACCAAAUCAACUAACCCAAAAUUCCGCAAAGUGGACAAGAGCAAAGCGGACAGCAAUCUCCCAAUGCAGACAAGAACACAAGGCACGGAGGCCUUUGAAGCCCUAAAGCCCAGUAAUAAUCUUGUGCUAGCUCUGAACUCAAAAUGCUGAUCUUAUGUCAAAGCAAAAUCCAGGCCAGUCAACUGCUCUUAACUCAAAAUGUUCUUAAGUUGGGAGGCUCUUCAGGAGACAUUCCACUGUAUGUGUUGUAUUCCAAGACCUCUUGAGAAACACUGUAGUUCAUAUCAGCUAUGUUUUUAAUGAAGUAUAGGCUGAUGGCAACUCUGACAUUCCACAGAUACGGUAUAUAAACCUCGUUUCCAACAGACCUCACAACCUCUGAAGAUGCCUGCCAUUGAUGUGGGCAAAACGUCAGGAGAAAAUGCUUCUGGAACAUGGCCAUACAACCCAGAAAAUUCACAGCAACUCAGUAACAUAUUUUCUAUAAACUGCCAUAUCUAGUUACAACAGCAGGUGUCAGUGUAAGUAAAUUCAAAAUCAAACCCUGCAAUUCCUUUUGCCUCAUCAUCCAAUAGUAACGAAGCCUGCAAUUAUUGUGUGGAAAAUGAUUUCUUUAUCAAAUAUCUUGCAGCUGUUUUAUGUACAUCUGCAGUAAUUCAUCUGUGCACACAAACACACAUAUAUACAUGUAGGCACAUAUCAUUUUCACUGGAACAUUUGGAAUAUUAUAUGGGUUUAUAUUUAUAUGUAAUCUUUAAGAAACGAUACUGCUCUGAAGAGAUUCCGAAUAGCAAUACUGUUGUAGGUAAAAGUCACUUGAGUUGCAAUUGAUUUAAAACUGCAUUUGGAAGUAUCAAAUAUAAAGCAAAACAUUGGAAGAAAUAAUUCUGAACUGUCAAAAGUUUCAAAUUGCUAAUAAAAGCAGAAAUGGGUCGUCGAGACAAACACAUAUUAAAUUCUCUCUGACAAGAACAGGGGAUACUCUUGAGAGGAAGGCUUUUUAUAACCAUUUUUCAGAUAAAAGAAAAUUCCAUACUAACGACCCUCAAAAUAUCCAUGGUCUUAAAAUAAGGUCAGUUUCUCAAUGUACAUUAAGGUGCAAAAAGAAAGCAGAAAUCUGCAAAUAACUACCUAAUAUUUUCAAACUAACUGGCAGACAAGGUAGAUGGGUACCACAACUUUUUUUUUUAAAGGAAUCUGUUAACUAGUAUUCCCAGGUUUCUGUCAGAUUAUUGCAUUUGCUCUUCUGAUAUCUUAAUUCUAAAAGCAAUUUCAGACCCAUCGACUUUCGGAUGAGUGAGGGGAUUAAUUUCAAUAUGCUUAGAGAGUGAUGUGAUUAGUGACUAUAUUUCUCAUGAAAUCUGUAUAAAAAAUACGUCUCUGUGUCUUAAUUUCUGUUUUACUAAAUUGCGCAUAUUUCCGUGGAAAGAACUUUUCCAUGGGGGAAAAUAUUCAUAUUUAGGUCUAAUACACAUAAGCAAGGAUAUUUCCCAAAUAUAGUGUGCCAUACAGAGAAUACCUCUUAAAUAUGCAUAGAUUAAAUAUACACGGAAUGGCUCAGGACUCUGUUGAACGUAUUCGCUGAUUGACUCUUCGAAUGGUGGGAAAUUCAGUAAACUGUCAUUGGAUUAUCUAAAGUGUCAGUCCAUUUAAUGGUCCACCUCUGAAAAAGGGCACAAUUCUAAAGGAAUGUGGUGUGGCAGUAUGUAAUGAGUCUUUAGACCUUGCCCUUGGAUGACGUGUUUUAUAUUGGAAUGCAUUUUAAUUACCGGUAUGUUUUUAUGUCUGUCUUCAUUUUAAUAAUUCUAUUUUAUGCCUGUGUUUUGCCAAAGCACUGCACAAGUGUCGUUGUAAGAGAAAGGCAGGAUAUAAAUAUGGUGAGUAAAUAAAUAAUAAAUUUGAUGGGUUUAAUGGGCUAGCUCUGGUUAGCCCCAUAAGGGUUAGUCCAGUGCACACAAUGGAAACUUGGGGAUGAUGACCCCAGUAGGUAUGCUGGCUUGAGACAUGGGUGCCAGAUCUUUCCCACAGAUAGCCCCAAUCUCAUCAGUGGGAGCAGAAAAUAGACCCAGAGACGCUGACGUCAAUUAAUUGAUUGUUUCUUCUCACGUCUUCCAGUUCAUUGUGAGGGGAUUAUGGAGAUGGAAGGAGGGAGUCUGGAUGUAUUGGAGCAGCGUUCCAAAGGCGAUGGGUGGACUCUGCUUGGUGUCUCUCCUGCUGCCGUUGGCCUCUGCGCUGGACUUCGGCUACCACCACACCGAGGAGAUGGAAGCCUUCCUGAAGGCCGUGAGCAAGAACCACUCUUCCAUCACUCACUUAUACAGCAUUGGCCAGUCGGUGCAAGGUAGAGACCUGUGGGUUCUUGCUCUGGGAAGGUUCCCAACCCAGCAUAGGAUUGGCAUACCAGAGUUCAAGUAUGUUGCUAAUAUGCAUGGGGACGAGGCAGUUGGACGUGAGCUGCUGCUCCAUUUGAUAGACCUUUUGGUGACAAGUGACCAGCAUGAUCCAGUCAUUACAAGGCUUAUUGACAGCACCAGGAUACACAUCCUACCUUCAAUGAACCCUGAUGGAUUUGAAGCAACAAAAGAGUUUGACUGUUUCCCUCCAUUUGGCAGGAAUAAUGCUAAUUUCGAAGACCUGAACAGAAACUUUCCUGAUGUCUUUGACAAAAAUAAUGCCACAAUCCAGCCAGAGACUCGAGCAGUGAUGGACUGGUUAAAAAAUGAGAUGUUUGUACUCUCUGCUAACCUGCAUGGUGGAGCACUGGUAGCAAGUUAUCCUUUUGAUAAUGGUUAUUUAGGUGAAAUUACUUUACAAGGCAAUAGUAAAACUGUGGAUGAUGAUGUUUUUGUGCACCUUGCAAGAACAUAUGCAAACAACCAUGCUACAAUGUCUCAAGGGGGUUCAUGUCACAAUGUUGAAGACUUUCCAGGUGGCAUUACAAAUGGGUAUGCUUGGUACAGGCUGCUAGGUGGAAUGCAAGAUUAUAACUAUAUCUGGGCUCAGUGCUUUGAAAUUACAUUAGAAGUAUCAUGUUGUCAGUAUCCACCAGAACAUGAACUGCCAUCCUUUUGGGAUGAUAAUAAAAUGGCUUUGAUUGAGUACAUUAAACAAGUGCAUCUUGGAGUAAAAGGCCGUGUUUUGGAUAAGAAUGAAAAUCCUAUUCCAGGUGCGAUAGUGGAGGUUUCCGGAAGGCAACAUGUAUGUCCUUACAGAACCAGAGAAAAUGGAGAAUAUUAUCUUCUGUUACUGCCUGGGACUUAUAUACUUAAUGCAACAAUAACUGGAUCCGUGUCAUUGCUACAUGAAGUACAUAUACCAAACACAACAGCAAACUUCAGUGCCCAGAAACUUGACUUCAUUUUCCCUGAUGAAAAGCUUGGCAGACUGGAACUUACUUCAUGCCCUGAAGUACCACUUUAUUCUCCAAAUUACUAUAAAAACACAUCAACCGCACUGAAACCUUGUAUUAACUUCUUGAUUUUAAUUCAUGGUUUAUAUGUAGCAUUUAGAUAAUGUAUUUAUGUGUGUGGUUUAAAAAAAUACUUGAACAAAAAUCGUUUAUAUUUGAAUUUAUAAGAUUUAAAAACAGGGUGCAAAACAUUUGUGACAAUCAAUAAAUAUCUAUUUCAGUA
Molecule: messenger RNA, 5665 nt
Organism: Anolis carolinensis (green anole)
Lineage: Eukaryota; Metazoa; Chordata; Lepidosauria; Squamata; Anolidae
Gene: cpm
Product: carboxypeptidase M
Exons: 9
Coding region: 4191-5546 (451 amino acids)
Biological process (GO): peptide metabolic process; protein processing
Molecular function (GO): metallocarboxypeptidase activity; zinc ion binding
Source: RefSeq, a predicted model, not a curated record